AUGCCUACCAACAACGACGAUAUUUGCAAUAAGCUCUCUGUGAUUCAGGACCAACUGACUGUUCUGACGGACCUCUUGAGAGAUCUAGUCAAGAAGCCAAAACGAGAGAGCUCCUCCGCCAAAAAAGUUUCUCAAGGGAUCGCGAUGAUCCCCUAUCCUGUGCAGUCAAUUACGCCUGAAAAGAGUCAACCCAAGCCUAGACCUGAACCAAGAGUGACAAAAGCAACAAAGCCUUCCCCGAAAUGUAGAUUGAAAGAAGGGCCUAAAAGACUUAACGAUCUGCUGACCUCCCAGUCAACUGCACCCUCGUUAAAAUUGGAUAAGGCACCAAUUGGUGCAGCAGCUCUGCAAAACUCUAAUAAUACUGCAACUAGAGCGGUCCCUAGGCCUCUUUCAGCCAUUCCGAGCUUCGCCCCACCAGCCCAACCCGCCGCUCCGGCUGGAUCCGUCAAACGACUUCGGCUAGAGGGGUUAAGUACAAGAAAAGGAUACGGUCCAAAGCACCUCAAAUGGUCUUAG
Wickerhamiella sorbophila is the source of this 519-nucleotide messenger RNA. RefSeq lists its product as hypothetical. The record is from RefSeq and is a predicted model, not a curated record. Lineage: Eukaryota; Fungi; Ascomycota; Dipodascomycetes; Dipodascales; Trichomonascaceae. The transcript has a single exon. Bases 1 to 519 code for a protein of 172 amino acids.